Hansenula ciferrii is the source of this 378-nucleotide messenger RNA. RefSeq names its product heat shock 9/12 family protein. The transcript has a single exon. Lineage: Eukaryota; Fungi; Ascomycota; Saccharomycetes; Phaffomycetales; Wickerhamomycetaceae. Bases 1 to 378 code for a protein of 125 amino acids. The record is from RefSeq and is a predicted model, not a curated record.
AUGUCUGAUUUAGGUAGAAAAGAUUUCUCUGAUAAAGUUCAAGAAAAAUUAACUCCACAACAAGAAAAAUCUGCUUUACAACAAGGUAAAGAACAAUUAACUUCAGCAACUGAUAAAGUUGCUCAAAAUUUACAACCAAAUGAAGCAAAAUCUGAUACUCAAAAAUUUGGUGAUGCUAUUCAAAAAGGUCAUGAUGAUGCAAAAGCUCAAUCAGGUCCAACUUUAACUGAACAAGUUACUCAACAAGCUGGUGAAUAUGUUGAAGUUGCAAAAGAUCAAUUAAAUAAUGCUGCUGAAUAUGUUGCAAAUACUUUAACUGGUGCUAAAGAAUCUGCUAAUGCAAGUGUUGAUUCAAGUGCUGGUAGUAAAGGUGUUUAA